Molecule: messenger RNA, 895 nt
Organism: Aspergillus steynii IBT 23096
Lineage: Eukaryota; Fungi; Ascomycota; Eurotiomycetes; Eurotiales; Aspergillaceae
Exons: 1
Coding region: 215-862 (215 amino acids)
Source: RefSeq, a predicted model, not a curated record
UUGCCAUAACACCCCGGAUGGAAGUCAUUCCACGCAGCUCACAACAUGGAAACUCUCGAGUGCCUGAUAGGAAAAUACCGAAUUCUGACUCCGAUGCAUGGACCGGGUCAACAAAGGGAUACUUCCAGGAAGGAACCAUACUCUCCUUCUCGAGAUGGAAAGCGCCAUUAAUCGCACCCGGGGAAGGAUGACGGGAAGUCAAUAAAAAGACACGAUGCGGUUCCUCAAGCACAUUCCGCAGAAAUUGUCGGAAUUCGGCCACAGUCACACUAUUACAGAUUUCUUUCGACCGGUUCUUGCAUUCCAGAUGGGGGACUUAUCAUUUGAAGACUCACCUAUCCAGGCGGUAGACCAGAUGGCAGACCAGGCACCGAACCACCAAGAUCGCCGUCGUCGGUCUGUGCGUCUUCGUCGGAGAGCCCUGGCGCAUGAGGCUGAACCAAACCGCCAAGAAUCACCUGCAUCAGAUACUCUGACUCUGUCUCUCGUCCUUCAAGAUCAGGGACGCGGGGACCUGAAGCAUUGGCUGCUAUACGUGGCGCGCGAGAACCAGCCCGGUCUGUGCUAUCAAGUCGUCGGCAUCCCACCGCUGAUGCAAUACUGGGCGCCAGACAAACCCGUCGAUAUCAAGGCGACUCGGUCGUGUUGGAACAUGUUCGAGCUGGGUACGGUCACCGCGGCGCAGGCGGCGAUGGUGGAGGAAAUUGCCAGCCAGGAACCACCAGCUCUAGCGCUGGAUUUAGAUGCCGGGGCAGAGAGUUGUCAAGGCUGGACGGUGAGAGUGCUCGGAAAGCUCUAUGAUCGAGGGGUUGUUGAUGCAACGAGCAUGAGCUUUGUGAGGUCUAUGCUGGAACCGGCCUAGACGUUGACUUGGUCUCGGCUUUUAUGAUGUUUA